CGCAUGCGCACUCGAGCAGCGAGCCUCAUCGGGAAUCGUUCUAGCUACUAUAGCUUGUGGCUCCCCAUUUGUGUCGGUCCAAACCCAUUUCGUGACACUUUUCAACAAGUCAAGCGUUCGUUUCCAUCCACUGGGAUUAUCGUGAAAAAGGCGUGAAGGAAUAUGCCCAAAAAUAAAGGUAAGGGAGGAAAGAAUCGGCGGCGUGGAAAGAAUGAAAACGAGUCAGAGAAGAGGGAGUUGGUGUUCAAAGAGGACGGACAGGAAUACGCUCAGGUGAUAAAAAUGUUGGGUAACGGACGUCUGGAGGCCAUGUGCUUCGAUGGCACCAAGCGACUCUGCCACAUCAGAGGAAAGCUCCGGAAAAAGGUGUGGAUCAACACGUCGGACAUCAUCCUGGUCGGAUUGAGAGAUUACCAGGAUAACAAAGCCGACGUCAUCCUCAAGUACAACGCAGACGAGGCUCGCAGUCUGAAAGCGUACGGCGAGCUGCCAGAGCAUGCCAAAAUCAACGAGACAGACACUUUCGGUCCCGGAGACGACGACGAGAUCCAGUUUGACGACAUUGGCGAUGAUGAUGAAGACAUUGAUGAUAUCUAAAGACUUGCCACAUGUACGCGCGCGCACACACACACAGUUUAUCCAGUGGGGAUAUUUUGAGCUGACAAGGCACCGAUAUUAUUUCGUUUUACAGAAUCCCAUAUAUACAUUUUCAGUCUGUGUUUGAUGAAUGUGAACAUGAGUCCACAUCAUGAUGAGGAUGGGGGGGGAAAACAGCCUUUUUGCUCCAACUGAAAACCAGUUCACCAAUUUUCUUAGUUUCCUCCUGCGUUUCUUUGGAGGCGCGCGUGACUGCGAAAACUUUAAGUCCUUUUAAAAAGUGUAUUUAUAUUGAGUUCACGUCAGGUGGAAUUUAAGAAGUUCAGAAUCUUUGGAUUCACCAAUAAACACGUAAACCAUUCCCCCCCCCCAUUUUUCCUUUGUCUUCACUCACUUUGUGUUUGUUGUGACUUGGUGACGCUCAGCCUGCUCCACUGGCAUCCCCAAAAACAUCAAAAUAUAAUUUUACUCAUUAGGUUUUUUUUGUUAGUGUAGGAAGGUUUUAAUUUACCUCAAGUCCCACCUCAAAAAAAUACUUUCUCGAUGUAAAAUGUCUACACACCCCUGUUCAAAUGCCAAAUCAUCAAUAUGUGACCACGCUCAAGUCUACUAGAACAGCUGAACUUUAUUUGGGAAUAAUCAUAGUCUCUUUAAAUGGUGACAGGUGUGUGCUGACUUCCAUUUAACACGAGUUUAAAUGUGAUUGAUUAAUUCUGACCACAGCCACAUCCCCAGUUGUACGGGGGUGCGCACACUUGUGCAACUACUUUUUUUUUGGGACUUCCCCUCGUAGAGAUUUCAGAUUUUUACUUUUCAAGUAAGUUGUACAGCUUAGAGUUCACAAUUGUAGGACAUUUUUAAAAAUGAUUUAUCAUAGUGUAAUUUUAUAUAUCAUAAAAACCUGGCAUUUGAACAAGGGUGUGUAAACUUUAUAGCCACUAUAGCGCUCAAAGUACCACCAUUAUGACCAACAUUGAAAUGCAGUCGCCAUAGUAGGGCUAAAUAUUUUUUUAUUCCUAAAAAUUAGAUUAUUGAAUGCUGCAUGCACAGUUUGAGGAAAAUAAAGAAACUAAAUGAUUUAAUAAUAAUUAAUUGAAUACAGAAACGGCACUGAAAUGUUUGAGAACAAACCACUCUUAAAGAUUAAAUUAUACUGAAGUCACAACAGAACUACUUUGAGACUGAAUCAUUACAAUAAAUAAAACCUUCCUCCGCUGUUGUAUACAAAGAAAACCUAAACAGAACAGUUCAUUCUGUCUUUACAAAAAAAUGACAAACAUUAUUUUUUUUUUGUAAAGUGUUCCAUUUGUUUUGUGUUGCUGCUGUUGGCUCUGCUCGGUUCUCACACCUCGCCACACGUGCCAGGAUGACCUCACUCAAUCUCACUUUAUUCUGUAAAAAAAAAAUUAAAUAGAAUAAAAAGGGGACACUUUUAUUUUUUUUUCGUUUUUUUGUUUGUUCUGCUUGGCAAGUGGGACGGCACCCCUUCAGGAGGGUUCUGCACCUCAGUUUUGGAGGCAGGGGACUUCUGUUGUAACUGAUGCUUAAAAUGUACGAUGUGUGACGGCCAGGUGUCGAAUAAUAAAGAUCUUUACUCUGA
Messenger RNA from Phyllopteryx taeniolatus (common seadragon), 2197 nucleotides. RefSeq names its product eukaryotic translation initiation factor 1A X-linked b (gene eif1axb). Lineage: Eukaryota; Metazoa; Chordata; Actinopteri; Syngnathiformes; Syngnathidae. The record is from RefSeq and is a predicted model, not a curated record. Gene Ontology annotation, biological process: translational initiation. Bases 163 to 597 code for a protein of 144 amino acids. The transcript has 7 exons. Gene Ontology annotation, cellular component: cytoplasm. Gene Ontology annotation, molecular function: translation initiation factor activity; RNA binding.